AUGCCACGUCAAAUCACUGACAUCAAGGAGUUCCUCCUGACCGCCCGCAGAAAGGAUGCCAAGUCCGUCAAGAUCAAGAAGAACGCCGAGAAUGUCAAGUUCAAGAUCAGAUGCAGCAAAUACUUGUACACCCUUGUUGUUGGAGUAAGUUUUUCUCUUUUUUGUUGAUAUUCAGAUGCCUUUUUGCAUGGUUUUGAUGUAACAAGGCUUGUUUGCUCAGAAAAAAUGUGAAGAUUUUUUGUGUUAAUUCUGGGUUAAUGGUUAGUGCAGAAAAUCGCCUGGUGAUGACGAUUUCACGCUUUUUGCUUUGAAAAGAGCAUUAUUGUGGCCUCAAAACUGCCGAUAUCUUUUUUCAUUGUGUUGUCCUGCUAAAUUGCUGGUUUUGGACUACGUGCUGUUUUGAAUUAUCCCUUAUAAAAUUUCGAAGCUUUCUUUUGUCACUUUUCCUCAUCCACUUUACGACGGCUCUGAUUGCUUUUUUUUAUUUCCUUGCACGUUUAUAAUUGUCGAAUUAUUUUAGGACGUGACCAAAGCCGAAAAGCUGAAGCAAUCUCUCCCACCAGGACUCCAAGUCAAAGAGCUCAAAUAA
Messenger RNA from Bursaphelenchus xylophilus (pine wood nematode), 589 nucleotides. Lineage: Eukaryota; Metazoa; Nematoda; Chromadorea; Rhabditida; Aphelenchoididae. The record is from the annotation of a GenBank genome assembly.